AUGGCUAGUAAAGAAAAUAAAAGUGUUGAAACUGGCACUAGCGAUUUACCUGGACCUAGUGACCCACCAGUUAUAAAUGAAGAAGAGAAAAAAGUCAACGAUAUGUUAAAAAAUCGCUUAAGAAAAUAUAUUAAAAAAUUGGAUGAUACAAAUACAAGUACAACUAAAGAAGAGAGUGAAAAAGUGGAAUUAGAAACAUUUAAACAGUUAUAUAAACCAAAACUCGAAGGAGAUAAGGAGACUUACAAAAAAAUACCCAAAUUUUACUUUAAGUUACCUCGACCUGAAGAUGUCUUAGCACAAAAAUUAAGAGAAGAAACAAGAGCUCAAUUUUUACAAAAGAAAAGUAAAGAGUUGUUAGAUAACAGUGAAUUAAAAUUUUUAUGGAGCCUUCUUGAAAAAUCAAAUGGUAGUUAUAGUAUGGCGAAUAGUGAUGAGCUUACUGUUGAUUAUUUACAGUUCAAAAAGAUUAGAGAAGAAGCUGGCCCUAAGUAUAGCCCAUAUUUUACUGCAGAAGUCUUUGGUCGCCUUCAAGCAGCAGAAGGAGGAGUUGGGAGAAUAAGGGGGGUGUCUUUAUUUAACUAUGUGAUGCGUCGGGUUUGGUUGCAACAAACUAGAAUUGGACUGUCCCUAUAUGAUGUCACUGGGCAAGGAUAUCUUACUGAACAUGAUUUAGAAAGCUACAUUGCAGAACUUGUACCAUCUUUAGCUGCAUUGGAUGGUUUAGAUUCAUCGUUCACGUCAUUUUACGUGUGCACGGCGGCGAGGAAGUUCCUGUUCUUCCUCGACCCUCUGAGGGUCGGCCGGGUCAGGAUCAGGGAUGUGCUGUCCUGCUCUUUCUUGGAUGAUUUGCUGGAGUUACGUGAAGAAGAUCUGCCCAUGGAACUGCAAGAGCAGAACUGGUUCAGUGCGGCCUCCGCGUUGCGUGUGUACGGACAGUACCUCAACCUGGACAGAGAUCACAAUGGAAUGCUUAGCAUUAAUGAGUUGGCUGGUUACGGUUCAGGAACACUAACAAGGGCUUUCCUCCAGCGAGUGUUCCAACAGUGUCUCACGUAUGAUGGCGAGAUGGACUACAAGACUUACUUGGAUUUAGUGCUGGCGUUAGAGAACAGGCGGCAACCGGCUGCCUUGGCAUAUCUGUUCAGAGUUCUAGAUAUCAAUUCUCAGGGAUAUUUGGAUGCUUUCACACUGAAUUAUUUCUUUAAGGCGAUACAAGAGCAAAUGGUGGCGCACGGCGCCGAGCCCGUCAACUUCGACGACGUGAAGGACGAGAUAUUCGACAUGAUCCGCCCCGCGCACCCCGCGCGCAUCACGCUGCACGACCUCGUGCGCAGCGGACACGGACACACCGCCGUCUCCAUCCUGCUCGAGCUGCACGGCUUCUGGGCGUACGAGAACCGGGAGGCGUUGGCCGCGGCGGGGGAUCACGCU
Molecule: messenger RNA, 1434 nt
Organism: Brenthis ino (lesser marbled fritillary)
Lineage: Eukaryota; Metazoa; Arthropoda; Insecta; Lepidoptera; Nymphalidae
Source: the annotation of a GenBank genome assembly